CUUUGCACGCUUCAUUUACACACACGUCGACGAAGAAACCAUAUCCGCUCAUCAAAGUUUUUAUUGAAAAAAGGCGAAAAGUUUUUUCGACAAAUUCAACAUUUUGCGUAAUACUGUUACGAAUUGUCUCCUUCGUUCGUACGGGGCAAGCUAUGGUUCAAGGUGACUGUGAAUGAAACUGUGGUUUUUAAGAGAAUAUCAAUGGUAGUUAUCUUCUAUAAUGUUUUUUGGACCAAGUGAGUUUGAUGCUGAUGAAAUGGGUUAUGCAAUGAGUAGACUUGAGAUAGAAGCCGAAUUUUGUGAUGCUGGGAAAGACUUUUGUGGAGAUAUUUGCCUGUUAAAGGUCCUUGGCUUGUCGAUCAAAUGAACAGCCGUGCAUAUGUCUCUCAGUUUUCAACUGAUGGUUCUCUCUUUAUUGCGGGCUUUCAGGCAAGCCAUAUUCGGAUUUACAAUGUAGAGAAGGGAUGGAAAGUUCAAAAGGAUAUUCUUGCAAAAAGUUUGCGUUGGACUGUUACUGAUACUUCGCUAUCCCCUAAUCAGCGAAACCUGGUUUACGCAAGCAUGUCACCUAUUGUUCACAUUGUUGAUGUUGGGUCCGGUACAACCGAGUCUCAUGCAAAUGUUACGGAGAUCCAUGAUGGACUAGACUUCUCUUCUGAUGAAGAUGGAGGGUACUCUUUUGGAAUAUUCUCUGUGAAAUUUUCGACUGAUGGACGAGAACUUGUUGCUGGGAGCAGUGAUGAUUCCAUCUAUGUUUAUGAUCUCGAAGCAAAUAGAGUUUCACUCCGGACUGUUGCACACACGUCUGAUGUAAAUACUGUGUGCUUUGCUGACGAAAGUGGAAACCUGAUUUUAUCUGGAAGUGAUGAUAAUCUCUGCAAGGUGUGGGAUAGGCGUUGUUUCAUUGGGAGAGAUAAGCCAGCUGGUGUUUUAGUGGGUCACCUCGAAGGUGUUACCUUUAUAGAUAGCCGUGGAGAUGGUCGCUAUUUCAUAUCAAAUGGCAAAGACCAAACCAUCAAACUGUGGGAUAUCAGAAAAAUGUCUUCAGGUGUACCUGCAAGGCAUGAGGUGCUAAGAAACUAUGAAUGGGAUUACAGAUGGAUGGAUUAUCCUACUGAAGCAAGAGAUCUAAAGCACCCAUCUGAUCAGUCAGUGUCGACAUAUAAAGGUCACUCAGUGUUGCGUACUCUCAUCCGUUGCUACUUUUCUCCAGCUCAUAGUACUGGCCAAAAGUACAUUUACACAGGAUCCAACGACAGUUCUGUCUACAUAUACGACUUGGUAAGUGGAGAUAAAGUAGCAGUGCUAAAGCACCAUAGCUCACCUGUAAGAGACUGUAAUUGGCAUCCGCAUUACCCGACGCUUAUAAGCUCUUCGUGGGACGGAGAUCUUGUGAGAUGGGAAUUUCCGGGAAGUGGUGAGGCACCGAUCAUGAGUAAGAAGAGGGUUCGGAGGAGACAUUUCUACUACUGAUGCAUCUAUAUCUACACAUACACAUCGUCUCUGUAAGUCAUAUAUAUAAAAAUGUAGAGAAGAAGAUGAUGAUAAACGAUGAUAAACAAUAUAAACACAAGUAAGAAUCAUCAAAUAAGGCUUUUAAGUUUAGAAAACAAAGGCUUUGGUGUGCGUGUGGACAGUGUCUUGUUGUGUGUGACAAACACCAUUCUCUUCUCCAACCACUUUUAAAAGGUUAUACAUAUGUUUCGAAUGGUAUGCAAUGUAGUAAUAAUUAUAUACACCUUUGUCA
Messenger RNA from Camelina sativa (false flax), 1747 nucleotides. NCBI's taxonomy places the organism in Eukaryota, Viridiplantae, Streptophyta, Magnoliopsida, Brassicales, Brassicaceae. The record is from RefSeq and is a predicted model, not a curated record.